Gracilinanus agilis (Agile Gracile Mouse Opossum) is the source of this 1119-nucleotide messenger RNA. Its product is annotated as L-threonine 3-dehydrogenase, mitochondrial. NCBI's taxonomy places the organism in Eukaryota, Metazoa, Chordata, Mammalia, Didelphimorphia, Didelphidae. The transcript is spliced from 8 exons. The record is from RefSeq and is a predicted model, not a curated record. Bases 1 to 1119 code for a protein of 372 amino acids. Gene Ontology annotation, molecular function: L-threonine 3-dehydrogenase activity. Gene Ontology annotation, biological process: L-threonine catabolic process.
AUGCCAGUUCAGUUGCUGAAUCGAGUUUUCAUCCACAUGCUACCAAGACCUCCUUGUGGACGUCCAGCUCUCAUUAUACCUGUUCGAUUUCUGGGUAUUUCACCUCGGCAAGUGCUAUCUGAUGCCAACUUUCAUUCUGUAUCUUUUUCUGAUAUAGAGCAUCCACGAGUAUUGAUUACAGGGGGUCUUGGACAACUUGGAGUGGGGCUUGCUAAACUAUUGAGGAAACGAUUUGGAAAGGGCAAUGUGAUCUUGUCUGACAUUAAGAAACCUCCUGAUCAUGUUUUCCACAGUGGACCAUUUGUUUAUUCUGAUAUCUUGGAUUAUAAGAAUCUUCGGGAAAUAGUGGUAAACAAUCGGAUCACUUGGCUCUUUCAUUACAGCGCCCUGCUAAGUGCUGUUGGAGAAACAAAUGUACCUUUGGCAAGGGCUGUAAAUAUUACUGGUUUGCAUAAUGUUCUGGACAUUGCAGCAGAGCACAGUUUGCAACUUUUUGUGCCUAGUACUAUUGGUGCUUUUGGUCCUUCUUCCCCUCGGAAUCCAACCCCUGAUCUCUGUAUCCAGAGACCUCGAACCAUCUAUGGAGUGUCCAAGGUUCAUGCAGAGCUCAUGGGAGAAUACUAUCAUUACCGGUAUGGUUUAGAUUUCCGGUGCUUGAGAUAUCCUGGAAUCAUUUCUGCUGACUCCCAACCUGGUGGAGGAACAACAGAUUAUGCAGUUCAGAUUUUCCACGAUGCUAUAAAAAAUGGCAAGUUUCAAUGUAACCUGAAACCAGAUACACGGCUUCCUAUGAUGUACAUUGAUGAUUGCCUUAGAGCUACCCUGGAAAUCAUGGAAGCUUCUGCAGAUUCUCUCUCCAUGAGGACUUACAACAUCAAUGCCAUGAGUUUUACCCCCGAGGAGCUGGCACAAGAAGUUGUCAAGCAUGUACCUGAGCUCCAGGUCACAUACAAUGUAGAUCCAGUUCGCCAGGCCAUAGCUGACAGUUGGCCAAUGAAUUUUGAUGAUAGCAAUGCUCGGAAGGAUUGGGGAUGGAAACAUGACUAUGAUCUUCCUGAACUGGUGACAACUAUGUUCAAUUUCCACGCCUCAGAAUCCAGAGUUGCUCAUGCCAGUUAA